This is a messenger RNA of Struthio camelus australis, 5751 nucleotides long. The record is from RefSeq and is a predicted model, not a curated record. NCBI's taxonomy places the organism in Eukaryota, Metazoa, Chordata, Aves, Struthioniformes, Struthionidae.
AGUGUUGUUAAGGAUUUCCUUAAUCCAUGCUAAUGCACUGCUAAUUCAUGUGCAGUGCUUCUGUAUGCUAAAUAGUGUUUCCUGAUUUGGAGGAGAAAUGCUUCCAUUAACUCUUGUGGUUUAUCUAGGUUCCCAAAUGCCAACUAUGUGUGCUACAAUGCUGUUGGAGUACUAUUGUCUUCCUCAUAUGCUUUGCCAAUGUCAUAACAUCUUUAUUGUGUUAAGAUUAAUGCUAGUUCUUAUACACUGUUCUCAAACAAGCUAGCUGUAUAACUGUAUAAAGCAAACUUUAAUGUUCUGGAAUUUGUAUAACCUGAGGAGUGUGUUUUCACUGGAUUUGGAUAGCAGAACUUUGCAAAUGCUUGGGGUGUUAAACUGCUGCUGCUCAGGGGAUAAGUAUUGAUUUCAGUCAUUACAGCCUGUGUUACAAUGACCUUGAGUUCCAGUCCAGAUUUGAAAAUAAUGAGUUCAAAUCAAGUGUACCUUUCUCUUAUGUAGCCUAGCCUGUCACCUGAGGAAAUAGUAACAUAAAGUGUUUUUGAGGAAAUUGCUUUGUUGAUUUUGAAUAAUAAAACUCUGGUAGAGUUAAAAUGAUAGAGCAUAAUACUGUCAGAGUUACAAGUUAAUUGUCAUUUGUAGUUGCUACAAGUUCUUAUUGAGGAGUGGUUUUGUUUGUUUAUCUUAAUGUUCUUGGGACGUCUUGCUUGUGAAUGGUAUGCAACUAUGCUUUAGCAAGUUAGUUAUCCAGUUAUUAAUGUUCCUGACUGUCUGUUUUAAAAAUACUUGGCACUCAAAUUCAUCUUAUUUUGUUAUAAUUACUAUUCUAGGGAAAAUUUGACUGAACUACUAUGUCUUUUUUCUUUUUUUUUUCUUAAGUGGUAUUUUUUUUUCCUGAGUGCACUACAAAAUAUUGAGCGUUGAAUGCCUGUGUGCAUCACUUGUACACUUCAGAAGUUUUAAUUAAAAAACUGAGGCAUGAAAAAAAUGACAUUUUUAAAGGGAUACCUUUAACAAAACAAAGACCUAAGCAAUGUGACUUUUUUUUUUCCACGGGAGAAUGGCAAAUGCCCAAAGUAGGCCUCCUCCAGGCUUAAGGAGCCACUUUCUUAAAAUUCGACCCCUUCUCUUACAUGAUACAAGUGGUUGAAAACACCAAAAGCAGGGCAACAGUUUUAUAUCGAGAUAGAUCUCAACAAGGAGAUUUAAGAUUAUGGAAAAAGCAUUGUGUUCUCCACACACAAAAAAACAAACUUAACUUUUCUUACAAACUGUAAGAUCAGUUUUGUCUUCUGCAUUUACCCUUAAUACGUACAAAUCAUGCAUAUGAAAAAUUAAUGUAUGUUGUCUUAAGAUAAAACUUUUUCUGUACAAAUAUAGAAAUGCCCUUUCAGUGAAACUGGAUUUAAACACUGUCAUACAACUUGUUUUCAAAGACUAUAAUCUCUCUUUGUUCCUAAAUCGGUUUCAAGUAGUUUUGGUGGAGAAACUUGCAAUUCUUAAGCAGGUUGCUCUGCUUUAGUUUUAUCAUAUGACCAACAGCAGGGAUGUGGUCUUGGAGGAUGCGGUCUUUCUUGCAGUGGGAGAACACAAGCUGCGGGAUGGUGGAGAAGGUUUCUGAAUUCUGUUAGACCCCAGCUGUACACCCAGUCCAGCCUUAACUCAUUGCUUAGUUGAGUGAUAAAGCCCUGGGAAGAUUUUGUAAUCUGGGGUAAAGGAAAUUUUUGAGAUUCCUGCUUUAAGGGAUGAACCAUGGCAGAUCUGUGCAUAUAGCUUGAAUGAGGCUGUCAUAGAAGUUUGAAGAAUAUUCCUACAAGGCAUGCCCUUGGUACUUGGGAUUUUGGGGGUUUUGUUUUGUUUUUUGUUUGGUUGCGGUUUCUGUUUUUAUUCUUCAAAGUGCACGUACUUUAAGGUAAACAAAAAUAGGAAGGAUUAAUUAAAAUAGCAAAGAUGAAACCUAGAUUUCAAAACUGAUGUGAAUCUUAUUUUGCACUUGCAGUUUAGUUAUUUCUUUAAAAAUAACGGUUAUUGGCUACUAAAGUUUUCCUUUUUUAAGCAAGGUAGCAUUUUUAUCUGCACUAAUUAUGAGAAUGAAAGAGCGUGACGUACAUUCAGGUUUUUUUUUACUUAUCCUACAAAAUAAUAACUGUCACUUCUAAUUUAUUCAUUUUUAAUUUAGAUUGAUAGUCUAAAAGUGAUAUAUUACAUUUGUGUUAUCUCCAGGGCGCUGGAUACAUAACAAAGUAUGUAAAAUGCCUUGUCUUUAAAUAGUUUACCAACCAGAAAUAUUUUCAUUGUUCAAUGAGCUGAACUGAUUUUUUUUUUUCCUCCUCAUCUUCCCCUUCAAGAUUUUAGAACCAUUAGCUUUUAGCUUCUUUUACAUAGUUCCUAUUCUUAAACUUGAUGUGGAAAACAAGCUUUACUGCUCUUCCAGCCUCUAAUCAAUUUCUCGGCAGUAAAUGAACUGGUUAUAACCUGAACUGGGUGAGUAAUCUGAAAUAAAGAAAUUUAUAAGUGUAUAUCUACAGAAUUCAUAAUCUUAAUGGCUUGCUUCUCUUUAGCCACAUAUGGAGAGCAGAUUGCUGAUAGUUACACCUGGCACAGAAGAAAAGUUUAAUGCAACAAGAGUAUGUGUUGUCCAGUUUGCCACUGGGAAUUACAGAUCAAAAAUGUUUCAUUUUCAUGCUGCGGUGGUUUUGAAGAGGAUGGAAUCUGUUGUUCUGCUGGUCCUGAAGUUCUCAUGUGAUUUAGUCAAGCUGUAGGCAAUUUUUACGUCGCUUUCUAAAAUAGAGUUUUUACUUGGAAUUUAUUUCCCUUGGGGAAAUAUAGUAGUAUGUGGGAGGGGGAGAAUUUAUGAAGUUGCUGGCUUUUUUGUGUGUAUUCUAAAGCUUUCAGGGUAAUACAUCUGAAGAAAAUAUUGUAUUGGGGGGAAGAGGGGCGUUUGCCAUAAUGAUUUAAACAUUUUACAGAGCAAAACAUUAAAAUGGAAUUUGUGUACUUUUGUUUUGUUUUCCAAUGUUAGCAAGAAGGCUCAUUGUGUGCUCAGCACUGUCUGAAUAAUUUGCUGCAAGGGGAGUAUUUUAGUCCUGUUGAGUUAUCCUCUAUUGCACAGCAGCUGGAUGAGGAAGAAAGAAUGAGAAUGGCAGAGGGAGGAGUGUCUAGUGAAGAAUACAGAACAUUUUUACAGCAGCCUUCUGUAAAUAUGGAUGACAGUGGAUUCUUCUCAAUUCAAGUUAUAAGCAAUGCCUUGAAAGUUUGGGGUUUAGAACUAGUCCUCUUCAACAGCCCAGAGUAUCAGAGCCUUGGGAUCGACCCUAUAAAUGAAAAAUCAUUUAUUUGUAAUUAUAAGGAACACUGGUUUACAGUUCGAAAGUUAGGAAAACAGUGGUUUAACUUGAACUCUCUCUUGAUGGGUCCAGAACUAAUAUCAGAUACAUAUCUUGCACUUUUCUUGGCUCAAUUACAACAGGAAGGUUAUUCCAUAUUUGUAGUAAAAGGUGACUUGCCAGACUGUGAGGCUGAUCAGCUAUUGCAGAUGAUUCGGGUACAGCAGAUACAGCGACCAAAAUUAAUUGGAGAAGAGACAGCACAGUCAAGAGAUCAGAGGCUGCCCAAAAGUAAUGUGGACCAAGCAAUAGAAGUUAACCAUCCUUUUGAUGGAACAGGCAUGUUAGAUGAAGAUGAGGAGAAUUUUCAAAGAGCCCUGGCCCUAAGUAGACAGGAAAUUGAUAUGGAAGAUGAAGAAGCUGAUCUUCGUAGAGCCAUUCAACUCAGUAUGCAAGGAAGUCGUCGAAGUGAGUUCUUGGACUCAGUACCACAGAAUUUUCCACAGUCACCUCAUACCAGUCAGUCAGAUUCCCUUUCAUCAGAAGAACUGCGAAGGAGAAGACAAGCGUAUUUUGAAAAGCAGCAGCAACCACUACGGCAACAAGAUCAGACCCAAAACCUACAUGAUAAACCAACUAGAAGUUUGAGCACCCUGGAAGCUGACCCAGGAGGUGAUAUGAGUGAAGAAGACAUGCUUCAAGCAGCCAUGAAUAUGUCUCUGGAAACUGUUAGAAACCACUUGAAUACAGAAGAGAAGAAAUGACAUCACAACUUUUUUCCUCUGUUGUCAAAACACUAAAUCUCCAUUAUAAUUUUACUGUGUGGAUGUUGAAAAAAAAUGAGGGGUGGGGAAAGGAGAAAGGGAAGGGGGGGCAGGAAGUCAGAGGUUUAGAGGGAAUUUGCAAAUACCAAAAAGAUCUCGCUGUUCUAUAAAAUUAUAGCACUCAUUCAGAACAUCUGUUCACAAAAGUAGUUGUGUUAAAAUCAUUCAAACUAUUCACAUGAACAAAGUUAGAUGUAUAAAAAGUUAGAGUUGUAACUUGCAUUUAAAAAGCAAGUUUAAAUAGUUUUGAAGAAUUCUACACAAAAUAUGUAAAUGGGGGAACUGCAUCAACUGAUUUUCUUCACUUAUGCAAAAAUACAUACCAAUAGUAUAUAUAUUGUGCUUAAUUGCUCCUUUAAAAAAAAAAAAACUUGGGAAAAAGAAUUCUGUUUAUCUUAGGUAACUUUAUUUUGUGAUUUAUUUUAUUAUUUUUGAUCCUGCUAUCCAGUUGUGAAACCUAUUCUGCAGGAGAAACCUGAAUUUAGUGCUUGGUAAUUCAGAGAAAACCUCCAGGGUGUUAAUUAUAAUGUUACUCCUAAAUCUUGUAAUGAUUUCUGACUUCCUAACGCUUUUUAUUUUUACUUUCAGUUCCAGCUAUAAAGCCUUUUUAGAUCCAUCUUUUAAAGUAGAAUUCUUGCUUUCCCGUUUUGUCUUUGGGCAAGUAAUUUUUGUUUUUUUAAAUGUCCUAUUUAGCUAUGCCAUUGUCUCUACUAGCGUAGUAUGUAAUCAGAUGGGUUAACAGUUUUGUUUUUGUUUUUCUUUCUUCCCCCUACCUCCUCUGGAGUCUUCUCCCCACCCCCCUUUUUAAUCUCAGCCCUUCAUUCUGGCUUCUCAAUAUGAUAAAGCUGUAACUGAGUCUAGGAGAAAAGUGGAAGAUGUAGGCGCCAUAAAAUCAGUGCCCCACACCUAAGGUGCAUUCCUGCAGUCUGAAAUGAUCCCUGUGCAAUAGCUCUUUUGAGACUGAAUAUUUAUGUCUGUGUGGAUGUUCCUUCUGAAAUGCUUUUUAUGAGUGUCUGUCAGAAUGUUGCAGCUUUUUCAGGAAUGGCAUCUAUUCAUGCACCUUACAGUUUUUUUAUCAUGCUAUUUCUGAUCCUGAAGAAAAUCAGGGAGUGAAGUAUGGGAGCUAGCUUAUUCCAUUGGUUGUGAGACAUUUAUUUUAAUAUCCAGGGUGAAUGUGUAAGAGGUUGACCAAACUUUACUUUCAGUUUUAGUGCAGCAGUUCAGAUGCGUUUCAUUUUCCUAAGUGGUGCUUGAAAUAAAAUUCUGUUUACAUGUAAGUUAUAUGGGAAUAUGUUGUAGAUCCAGUGUGCAAGCUGUACUGCACUUAAUGCAUUAACAGUUAGCACAGACAUUCUAAGAAUAGUCUUUUGAAAAUAAACCUGAAUUUCUUUACCAAAAUAUCCUAAAAUUAUUCAUUGCACAGUAGUAACAUUUAAUUAAAAUUAGUUUGAGCUGAACAGUAGUUAGAUGGAAACAUACAUUCAGCAUCGAGUUGUACUGUACAUGAAAGGGCUUUUACCUCUCAUAAAGAUUUGUUUACAGCAAUGAUUUCUUGAUAACUUAGAAUAUUAUUUUAAUAAACGGGCUAAAUUCUGUUUUCCUUA